AUGCCUCCCAAAGGAUCCGGAAAGAAGCCUGCGGCUUUCCCCCAGGCCACUUCUAAGUCGUCUGCCGCCAAGAAGCAAAAGAACCCUCUCAUCGAGAAGCGUCCUCGCAACUAUGGCAUCGGUCAGGACAUCCAGCCCCAGCGCAACGUCGGCCGCAUGGUCAGAUGGCCCGCUUACGUCCGUCUUCAGCGCCAGAAGAAGAUCCUCAACAUGCGCUUGAAGGUCCCACCGGCGAUUGCCCAGUUCCAGCACGUUGCCGACCGUAACCUCGCCACCCAGGCUUUCAAAAUCCUUAACAAGUACCGCCCCGAGACCAAGGCCGAGAAGAAGGAGCGUCUCACCAAGGAGGCUACCGCCGUCUCUGAGGGCAAGAAGAAGGAGGAUGUCAGCAAGAAGCCCUACGUCGCCAAGUACGGUCUCAACCACGUUGUUGGCCUGAUUGAGAACAAGAAGGCUUCCCUCGUCCUUAUCGCCAACGACGUCGACCCCAUCGAGCUCGUUGUCUACCUCCCUGCUCUUUGCAGGAAGAUGGGUGUCCCUUACGUUAUCGUCAAGGGUAAGGCCCGUCUCGGUACGGUCGUCCACCAGAAGACCGCCGCUGUUCUCGCCCUCACCGAGGUCCGCUCCGAGGACAAGAACGAGCUCCAGAAGCUCGUCACCGCUGUCAACGACGGUUACCUCGAGUCACACCACAAGGACGCUUCCCGCCACUGGGGAGGUGGUAUCAUGGGUGCCAAGGCCAACGCCCGCAUGGAGAAGCGCAGGAAGGCUGUUGAGAGCGCCAUCAAGAUCUAA
This is a messenger RNA of Alternaria atra, 795 nucleotides long. RefSeq lists its product as uncharacterized. The transcript has 4 exons. The coding region runs from base 1 to 795 and encodes 264 amino acids. The record is from RefSeq and is a predicted model, not a curated record. Gene Ontology annotation, biological process: ribosome biogenesis. Lineage: Eukaryota; Fungi; Ascomycota; Dothideomycetes; Pleosporales; Pleosporaceae. Gene Ontology annotation, cellular component: ribonucleoprotein complex.